Saccharomyces paradoxus is the source of this 1875-nucleotide messenger RNA. RefSeq names its product Ack1p (gene ACK1). The transcript has a single exon. The record is from RefSeq and is a predicted model, not a curated record. NCBI's taxonomy places the organism in Eukaryota, Fungi, Ascomycota, Saccharomycetes, Saccharomycetales, Saccharomycetaceae. Gene Ontology annotation, molecular function: protein binding. Bases 1 to 1875 code for a protein of 624 amino acids.
AUGGUUAACCAGGGCCAACCGCAACCGAACCUCUAUGACAAGCACAUUAAUAUGUUUCCACCAGUAAGGGUGCGGGAGUCCUCGCAUAAACUAGGAAAUGUAAAUUCUGAUAGGCAUGCUUCGCCCGCCCAAAAUGUAGUGCCUGCACCUUAUCCGGUGGAUGACUCUAUAGUUGAGCUCACGCCAGCCAUUCCAUUUACGUCUCCUUCCUCCUCAUCUUCACUAUCACUUCCUUUGAGCGCGCUAAAUUUCACAGACAGCAAUGCUGACGGUGGUCAAUUAGGCACACCAGUAACUAUAAAUAGUAAUAAUGGCAUGGAUAUUUUCAAUUACAAGCCAGCAGGUGAAAUAGGAGAUGCUAAUAACAGUAUUAACAGUACUGGUAAUAGGUAUGAACUUCCUUUCAAUUUUAGUUCCACAAAAGGCAGUUUGGGUUCACCAGCUGCACACGACGCAUCAAUAAGCGGUGGAGGCCGAAUAUCAGAGCCUGUAAGGGAUAAUUCAGCGCCGCCACCCUAUGAGGAGUCUGAAUCUAGGAUAUUGCAAGAAAAAGUUUAUAGAACAGAGGAAAAAGUUCCCAUACGAUCUCUGGAUAAUACAUCCGUUGCAUCACAAACAACCAACCAAUCAACCACUAGCAGCAUCGCGAAGACAAAGGAUAAUGACUUUUCAAGUGGUAAAGAUAAACUGUCUUCCUAUUCACCGGAGGCAUUAGCUUUUUACCAAGUUUACAAGAAGACUAUUGCAGACUCUUUAAAAUUUACUCCUGAGAUACAAAUGCAAUGGUGUGAAACGCUACUCGAAUACGCCUUUAAGGAAGACUUCAUAUCGCAAUAUAACAUAAAUGCAGAAAAACUCAAAAGAAGUUUAAGACCUGAGGAAAUGCUCAAAAACCAGAAAGUCAUUUUGGAACAUUCAUUCAAAGUGCUCGCAAAAUUAAUUACUUUAAAAUGGCCCCCUGCCAUGUAUUUGAUGGGGACUUUGUAUUCGCAUCAACCAUAUUUGCCUAUCAAGAAUAAAAAUAUCGUCAUUAAAAAUGACGAAAAGGCGCUGGAAUAUUAUUGUAAAGCCGCAAAGUUGAACAAUUCAGAUGCGUGCUACCGUGCAGGUAUAUGCUUUGAAUAUCAAAGAGGCACUUCUUCUUUGGAUCCAUCACCCACCAGGGAACAAUGCAUAAAGAAGGCUUUUCAAUACUACCAAAAAGGUGCAGAAGUUUGUUCAAAUUCUGCAUGCAUGUACAAACUAGGAAUGAGCCAUUUAUACGGUCUAAACAUGCAAAAAACUGAUGUAUUACUAGCUAUUAAAUGGUUUGAUGAAGCUGCCCAAAAGGGUGACUCUCCGCAAACAUUAUAUGAGUUAGGCAAAAUUUAUGAGUUCAGUGUUUUGCCAUCGGAAAUUCAAAACCUAUUAUUUGCGAACGGCGUACGAAAAGAUUCUCAUUUGGCUAUAAAAUAUUACCAGCAAUGUGCCAAAGACUUUGGGUACCCUUUAGCACAAUGGAAAUUAGGCAACUGCUAUGAAUUUGGCGACUUAGGAUUGCCUGUAGUGGCCAAAAAAUCCAUAUGUUGGUAUUCCAAAGCAGCUGCUGCUCAGCCGAGAGGAAAUCCGAUGGCAAUGCUCUCCUUAAGUGGAUGGUAUUUAACGGGUGCAGCAAGUGUUUUGAAACCAAAUAAUAUAGAGGCGUUGAACUGGGCCUUGAAGAGCAGCAAGUGUUCAGACGGUAAACUAGCCCGCACUGAGUUUGCCUUAGGUUUUUACUACGAAAAGGGUAUUGGUUGUGAAGUCGAUUUGAAUAUGGCCAAACAAUAUUAUCAGAGAGCCGCAAGAAUGGGGUUUAGGAAGGCGAUUGACGCUCUUCGAAAUUUGACGAAUUAA